AUGGACUCGCAGUUGCUGGCAAUGAAAAGUGGACCGUUUACGUCCUUAGCAUGUUCGUUGGAACCGUUGGCAGUAAAGAACGAAGAGACCGAAGAGGAAGAAAUCACUUCAUCGUCGAAAAGGAAUCGUAAAAAUCGAACAAAACGGCAAGAAAAGCCUCCCUACAGCUAUAUCGCCUUGAUCGCGAUGGCUAUUCAGAAGCGGCCGGACAAACGAGCCACGUUAGCGGAGAUCUACACGUUCCUCCAAGAACACUUUGAUUUCUUUCGAGGUGAAUAUGUCGGUUGGAGAAAUUCAAUUCGACACAAUCUCUCACUCAACGACUGCUUUGUAAAGCUACCAAAGGAAGCAGGAGAACGUGGUAGAAAAGGUCACAAGUGGACUAUCUCGGAUAACUGCGAAUUCCUGCUCGAAGAGGGAGCCUUCCGACGUCGUCCGCGUGGAUACAAAGCCAGAAAACGGCCGGUCUACGGACAGUUCACUCAGUUCGAGUAUCCUCAAUCGAUGCCCGAAUAUCCAAUGGACAAGACGAUGAUGGAUCCUUUAACGGCCGGCACUUCUACUGUGCCACCAAUCGCUGCCCCAGGUCCCACCAUGAUGUACCCUGGCUAUCUUCCUGGUUGUCAACAAUUGACACCGUGGACACAACAAUACGACCAUGCCUGGUACGGAUACGGUCCACAGGAUACGGUAUCGCCAAAUUACUUUUAUCAACCCGAUAUGAUGCAUUACGAGGAAUGGCCUCAAAUACCGUAUCCAACGGCUACUAAUGAAAUGCUCUACGCCGCCAAUGCAAGUGAUAAUCACCAUAUGGAGGAUACUGACUCCACUUUUGUCGACGAUUUUCGAUUUCCUUGGGAACAUUUGGCUGAUUUCUAUGCGGUUUUCCAACGCACGAAUCCAACAGACGAUACCACCCGCGAUUACGACUGCUGUCUAUCGAGAGUUCAUCUGAAUGAUAAAGAUCUCGUCAAACUAAGUGAACGUAAACGUACUGUCGAAUCGCCUGGCGCUGAAGUGUUGGUGGAUUCUGUUGUAGCGAUGGGGCUUUCCGACAACGAAGAUAACGACAAUGCUCUCACUCUUCAGUCAUGCGAAACAAACGAAAGUUCAGCCACCGGCGAGAAAGAGUCGAAGCCUCUUGAACUGAAGGCAGAUGCUUGGGCAGAGCUGCCGAAACGGUUUGGUUCGGCGAAAAAGCAAGAUCAUAGCAAAUAUUAUCGGAAAAGGAAGAGGACGAUUGAUGACGCUCAGCGGUGGUUAAAAGAUGCUAGCUUCGAUGAGUAUUGGGAGGAUACCGCAUCAUAUUUAGUCUAUCGCACUUGGUAUGAAGAUUACGGUAGCAUCAUGAAUGAGGAUGAUAGAAGCGCUUUAGCGAAACAGCACAUCUCGAAAUAUUUCGGACUUACCAAGAAUGUCAAGUUUUCUACUUACGAAGAGUUAUUUGCACUACAUACGGAAGCUGUUAUGAAAUUAGCAGAAAAAGAUUUCGAAUUGUUCCACAUCUCGUUGACCAGUCAGCGUUGUAAGACGUUUCUCAAAAAGAUCGAAAAGAUGGGCUUUGUCCCUGGCUACAGCAAAUCAGAUAUAAUUUCUCCAGCGGAAGAAGCACCAAAGUCAGUUGAGGAAGCCCCUGAAGAAAAGAAGAUGAAACGAGAGCGCAAGAGACGUUUCCCAAUUAUUUAUGGUGACGAUGAGAUAUUCAGCGAUAUCUAUUACGACGUCUACGAUCCCUAUGCGGCGUCAAUGGGCGUAGUGCUUAAUAGAAAGGAAAAAACUGCUGAGGAAGAGGAUUCUGCAGUCGAUGGUGGGACUAUGAAUGAAAGCCAGAACGAUGAAUCAGAAAAGAAGGACAUUUUAACAGAAAAGAACGACAAGCCUGAGGCGAAUAUUUCAUUCGCAUUCGACCCCAUCAAAGAUGCCCAUCUAGUGGCCAAGUAUGCCUAUGAAGCCUACAGGGACGAUGAGGAAAUUAUCAAGUAUUGGUAUCAGAGGUAUCGUUUGUUCUCGAGACUCGACAAGGGGAUUUUGAUGGACCGAGAAGGAUGGUUCUCUGUGACGCCUGAACGAAUUGCGGAACAUAUCGCCGAUCGAAUGGUCCGGCAACCGAAUGUGUUGAUUGUUGAU
Molecule: messenger RNA, 2127 nt
Organism: Haemonchus placei
Lineage: Eukaryota; Metazoa; Nematoda; Chromadorea; Rhabditida; Trichostrongylidae
Source: the annotation of a GenBank genome assembly